GCCUCCUAAACUUCUCCCUCUCUCCAUGUUUAGGCUGUUUAGCAUUCUACCAGAGAAGCAUGGCCAAUGCUGGCACGGUCCCCGCCCUCCCCAUCGUUAAAUACCUCCCUCCUCCGCUUCCGCCUCUCUUGGAGCCCUUGAGCGUUCAUCCUCCUCUUGGUUCCGCACCAGACGCGAAGCAUUUCCCCGGUUAUUGUCUCUUCAUGGCGCAGGGGGGCCAUGUGCCACGCUUCGGUGAUUGGAACCAAAAUGCUGCCUACACAACAAACUUUGAUACGGCACGCAAGGAGAAAGCUUCUGGUACUACCAUUCUCAGUCCAUAUGAUCCAGAGCGAAUGAUAGAGCUCCACAAACCUGGAGACCUGGCUGUAGAGCCUCAAUAUCCAAAAGAAGGCCGGCACAGGGACAAACAUAGGGAGUUUGGCGGGCGGAAUCAUGAGCUAAAAGCAAAUGAUGACAGGGAGGAAAAGAAAUGCAAAGGUAGAAAACAACGAGACCAUAGGAGUGUAGGCGAAGCUGGAUACUCACCUUCUCAGUCCCCCGUCGUGCAGAGAAGAAAAGUAACUGCUCAACAAGGAGGAACUGGUCGCCAAAGAGCCACCGCAUUACCAAAAUUCGGAGAAUGGGAUGCAGCAGAUCCUAAUUUGGCCGCUGGAUACACUGUCAUCUUCAACAAAGUUAAAGAAGACAAGAAGGCGGCAGCUGCAAGUACCAUUCCGGCAUUUACUCCUCAACCUGUGUUUCCGCCGAGCCACAGGUCUUACCACCAGAAAGAUCAUUCCUUUUGGAGUUGGAUGUUUCCAUGCCUACAUUCAAGCCUUGGAAACAGAUCAAAUGAAUUACCAAAUAAGGCAGUCUCUCAUCCAAUGUGAAUGUUCCCGCAGAAAGAUUUCUUGCUACGAAUGGAACUCCCAGAAGGACGAAAACAGUAGAAAGAUUUCUUGCUAUGUAUGUAUUACAAUCCAUUCAACCAAGCUACUGGUUGAUGCAUUUGUUCGAUAUGUUCAAUAUGUUACUAUAUUUGGGGGUCGAAUGCUUUGAGAGGCUCAAAACAGAUGAAAGAUCUUACCAAAAUUUCAAUGUAAUCUUUGUAUUUGGGUUGUACUUUGUUCAUUUAGUAAAAGUUAUUGCUGGUGCC
Messenger RNA from Zingiber officinale, 1138 nucleotides. RefSeq names its product RPM1-interacting protein 4-like. The coding region runs from base 60 to 872 and encodes 270 amino acids. The transcript is spliced from 4 exons. Lineage: Eukaryota; Viridiplantae; Streptophyta; Magnoliopsida; Zingiberales; Zingiberaceae. The record is from RefSeq and is a predicted model, not a curated record.